Aspergillus japonicus CBS 114.51 is the source of this 1830-nucleotide messenger RNA. RefSeq lists its product as uncharacterized. The transcript has 2 exons. Lineage: Eukaryota; Fungi; Ascomycota; Eurotiomycetes; Eurotiales; Aspergillaceae. The record is from RefSeq and is a predicted model, not a curated record. Bases 84 to 1484 code for a protein of 466 amino acids. Gene Ontology annotation, cellular component: mitochondrion.
CAUUUUCAUGCUGAUGCUGGUUGUUGCUCGCUGUGCUUCCUGACCUCUUCUACUGCCCUUGCUCAGCCUUCAAUUCCUCCACCAUGGCCACUCCUAGGCUUCCUUUCCUCUAUCCGAACCUGAUGCGAGCGGUCCGAUCAUGCGAACCCACGACCCACCGCUCCAUUCGCGCUCCAUACUCCAGCUCCCAGCAAGCCCCCUUCCACACUGCCAGAAGAUACGCCCCAGAAACCUACCAUCGACGAUACGGACCUGCCGCAGAAGCCAACCUCCCGCCCCCCUUGAAGCCCAAAGACGGUUCCUCUGAGAAACAGGCUCCCGCAUCCCCAGGCCAGGAAACAAGCACUUCGAACCCUGCCCCGCAAGAACAGUCAUCGCCCGAGGAGGACAAGACCCAAGCUUCUGAGGUCGUUCCUCCCCAACCUGAAGACAAAGCCACGAAAUCGAAACAGCCCAGUGAAAGCAGUGCGACUCCAGUGAAGGCGGAGCUGGAACCGACGCCAAAACCCAAGAAAGACACUGAGCCCACGAUCUCCGACCUCCAAGACACCGCCUCUAGUAAAGAGGCAGUCCCCAUACUCUCCUCCAACAGCAGCAGCAGCAGCAACAAUACCAAUACUAGCAAUAAUGAACGCCACUCGCUCGAGGAAACACCGUUCAACCCGCACAUCCUCAAGCAGAAUCCGCUGGAGGGCGUCCUCCAUAUGCCGUCCCCGUCCUCCUACCUGACAACGGGCGGCGGCGCCGCCCCUGACCCGACGAGCAACCCCCCGAACCUCUCUCCGGCCCCUUACGUGCACUACUUCGACACCUACUCGCUGGUGCGGGACCUCUCCAAGAGCGGCUUCUCCGACGAGCAAUCCAUCACGAUCAUGAAGGCCGUCCGCAGCAUCCUCCAGAGCAACCUCGACCUCGCGAAACAGAGCCUGACCUCCAAGUCCGACGUGGAGAACGAAUCCUACCUGUUCCAGGCGGCGUGCUCGGAGCUCCAGUCCUCGCUGCAGAUGGCCCGGGGCUCCGAGAUGCAACGGCAGCGCGCGUCCCGGACCCAGCUGCAGCACGAGGCGGACAUCCUCUCGCAGCGAUUGAACCAGGAACUCGCCGGGCUGAAGGACGACAUCAAGGGCAUGUUCAAUGACCACAAGAUGUCGACGCGCGAGCAGCAGCGCAACAUCGAUACCUCCGUGCAGGAGCUCAACUAUAAGAUCACGGUGUCGUUGAACAGUGAUGGCAAGAGCGAGAUCGAGGGCCUGCGGUGGAUCCUGACCAGGCGAGCCGCGAUGGCCAUCGCCAUUAGUGCUUUCAUGAUCAUCCUUUUCCUCAAGUACUACUCCGUCCGCAAAAGCGAAGAGAAGAGCAAGAAGAAAGCUGACAAGCCGCCUAACGAGGCCAAGGAGAGUCGGGUCAUCACUCCGGACCCCGUCCGCAAGCCCAAGUCGACCCCGGCCCCGACCAUGAUCCAUCUGGGCGAGUCUCUGGGUUAAGUGAACCGCAGCUUGCCCAGAACUCGAAUCUCACCAGUGCCUCUAUUUGACACACCCUUUAUCUCCCCUGUAUAACCACCUUUCCCGCUUCAUAGACUUCCCCCUCCCUCUCUUGGCGGCGGGUCUCACGGAUGACUGACCUGAUCGACCAAACUUGACUGUUUCCAUAUCCAUAUCAGAUUCUCCUUGCUUCCGUGAUCUUGCCUUAGACAUAUACAUACUCGUCCUGUCCUUUCCCCAACUGGCCAACCGCUACUACGCCGCUGACUCAUGUCGAUACCCCCUCCCCACCCUCACUUUCUCCCUUUCCUUCACACUGAUUCACACCCAAAUAGCCCGAUUGAGC